AUGGCAGGGCUGGCUCAAACUUGGUUUCAGUGCCUCCCUGAAGGUUCUUUCACUAUUUUUGACGAUCUCGCAGCAAGAUUUAUGAGUCAAUACGCACCAUUCAGAAAGGAGGAAUCACUUAACGAGUACAUUGCACGAUUUAGAAUCGAAUGCUUAACAAUCACUAAGCCUGAAAAUUCCAUCAUUCUCUUGGCUUUCAGGUCAGGAUCGAAUGAUGAAAGAUCUGACGGUAGAAGAUUCAAAGAAGAUAAUGGUUGGAUUAACAUUCACAACAUGGAUCACGUUAGAGAAAGGGUAGAGAGGUUCACAGCCUUAGAGAAUUUUAGACUUAUUGCUGCUGGUCUCAAAGGAGAAAGACAUGAGAAAAGAAACCAUAGCAACCACAACAACAAUAAUCACAACAAUAGGGAGUCACACCCUGAUUGUCUUCAGAAUGAUCAAGAUAGGAGGAAGAGGGAAAAAGGACCUGAUACAGGAAGAAAUCAUAGAGAUGAAACCAGGAGACCUGCACUCCGUACCUUUGCCCAGUUCACACCCCUGAAUGCGCCUAGGGCACAAAUUUUCCACCUCCACCAGAAUUCCAGAUUGUGGGAAAGACCCCCUCCAUCCCCCAAGACAUUCCAUAGAAUCGUGCAGGACCCUGAAAAACAACCUGGAAGACCUGAUCUAGAGAGGCCCCAAGACGAAGGUGAAGCCAAGAGGCAAAAGAAAGCACCUGUAUUCGUGAUCUUCGAAAAAUCCGGGGGCAUAACUGAUGGAGAGGCACAUUUGAGAGCUGUCACUCAACCCGCAGCCAGGAUUUUUGAAGUUCACGAAGAAGCUGAAAUACCAAAAUACCCUGAUAUGACUUUUACCAUAGAAGAUUGUAAAGGGAUCUCUUUUCCUCAUUCUGAUCUCCUAGUCAUGGUGGUAGAGAUUGCAGAACAACCAGUUUACAGAGUCCUGAUAGACACAAGAGCAGAAGUCAACGCAAUAACUCCUAUAGUUGGUUUCUCAGGCGAGUUAAUGAGGUCUGAAGGAAAGGUCACCCAGCCAAUAACCAUCCAAGAUAAGAAACGAGUCACCAUUACCUCUUCACGAGAGUUUUAUAUCAUUGAUGCCCAAACAAGGUACAACUACAUCCUAGGCAGAAAACUGUUGGGAGAUAUAACAGGAAUUCCCUCUUCCUUCCAUCAAACACUCCUAUUUAUAGGAGAAAACGGGAAAGUGGGUAGAGCUAGAGGCUGUCAGCAAAUGGGGAGGAUGUGUAACAUGAUCAAUGCUGUCAGGACCCACAAGUAG
Molecule: messenger RNA, 1281 nt
Organism: Amaranthus tricolor (Joseph's coat)
Lineage: Eukaryota; Viridiplantae; Streptophyta; Magnoliopsida; Caryophyllales; Amaranthaceae
Exons: 5
Coding region: 1-1281 (426 amino acids)
Source: RefSeq, a predicted model, not a curated record